Molecule: messenger RNA, 1398 nt
Organism: Orycteropus afer afer
Lineage: Eukaryota; Metazoa; Chordata; Mammalia; Tubulidentata; Orycteropodidae
Product: tripartite motif-containing protein 43-like
Exons: 6
Coding region: 1-1398 (465 amino acids)
Molecular function (GO): zinc ion binding; protein binding
Source: RefSeq, a predicted model, not a curated record
AUGGAUUCAGCCUUUCACAAGGAACUCACAUGUGUCAUCUGCUUGAACUACUUUAUAGACCCGGUCACCAUAGACUGUGGGCACAGCUUCUGCAGGCCCUGCCUCUGCCUUUCCUGGGAAGAAUGCAAAACUCCUGCUUCUUGCCCCAUGUGCAGGGAAACAUCAGCGCAGACAGAGUUCAAAAGCAAUAUUGUUUUGAAGAAGUUAGUGGCCCUUGCCAGACAAGCCAGUCUCUCACAAUGCCUGAACUCUGAGGAACAGAUGUGUGUAGCACACAAGGAGACAAAGACCAUCUUCUGUGAAGAGACCAAGACCCUGCUUUGUUUGCUCUGCUCUGACUCUCAGGAGCACGAGGCUCACAGCCACUGUUCCAUAGGAUGCGCAGUUGAGGAAUACCGGGAGAAGCUCACAAAACAAAGGAAGUCUUUAUGGGAAAAUAUCCAAGAAAAUGAGAGAAAUCUCAAUGAGGAGGGCCGAGUAAUCAGCCAGUGGAUGGAUUAUAUAUAUCUACAGAGAAAGAUGAUCAGAGAUGAAUAUCAGAAGAUUCAUCCAGUUCUCCAGAAGGAAGAAAAUCAACAUUUAAGGGGACUGAAAAUUGAAAGCAAAAACAUUUUACAGCAACUCAAGAAAAGUAAAGCCACAAUGGUUCAAAAAAGAAAACACCUAAUAGAAAUGCAUGAGGAGCUGCUGGAUAUGUGCCAUAAACCAGACGUUGAACUGCUCCAGAACUUGGGAGACAUAUUGACAAGGAGUGAGUCCAUGUUGCUGUACAUGCCCCAGCCUGUGAAACCAGCACUCAGUGCACGGCCCAUCACUGGACUGAUAGACAGGUUCAGCCAAUUCCAAGUGGGAAUUACCUUAAAUUAUGAAAUAAGCAGUUACGAUAUCAUGCUGUUUGAUGACGUGAGAAGUUUGAAGUGCAGACAUGACCCUGAAGAUGUGCCUUUUCCUUCCGGAAGAUCUAGCUACUUUGCUGCAUGUGGAUCCCAGGCCUUUAGCUCUGGAAAACUCUACUGGGAGAUAGAUGUGGACAGUUCUUGGGACUGGGCUGUAGGAGUCUGUAAGGAUACUUGGAUAAGGAAGAACAGCCCAGUGAUCAAGUCUAGGGACAUAUUUCUUCUUUUAUGUGUGAAGGAGGGUAAUCAUUACAAUAUCUUGACCACCUCCCCAAUGCUUUCUCAUUACAUAGAAAGACCUCUGGAACGGGUUGGUGUGUAUGUCGAUUUUGACAGUGGCAGUGUAAGUUUUUCUAAUGUUGCCAAAAGUUCCCUUAUAUGGAGGUACCCAUCUUGCUCCUUUAAUUACCCACUUAGGCCCUUCUUUUGUAUUGGCCACACAGGAUCAUGGGGAAGUCAGGAAAAUGGGACCUCCAUAUCUGAAGGAUCCUUCCUCAAUUGA